This is a messenger RNA of Sordaria macrospora k-hell, 3522 nucleotides long. Lineage: Eukaryota; Fungi; Ascomycota; Sordariomycetes; Sordariales; Sordariaceae. The record is from RefSeq and is a predicted model, not a curated record.
AUGGACGCCCAGCCGACAGCGGCUGAACUCAAGCAUCAUUAUCAAGCGAACCUGUGGACGCGUCUACCCGCCGAACCUGCGCUAUCGAAGACGACCUCGAUUUACGGCCCUGAGUCUGCCGUCGCAUACUUUCCCUCUCAUCUCGAGCUCUUGCCGAUUUUGCUCCCGCAGCACUUGAGCAUCUCUCAGGACAGGCUCCAGUCCUACAGCAAGCUUGUGUCUUCUAGUCGAGGAGGCGGUAGUGGUGCGAACAACUUGCAAUUGCCGACUGCGAUUUCAUUGACGCAAUCUCAGCCUGCCGCGCGGUCGCAAUCAUCUUCCAAGGUGUCGACCACGGACGGCUUGCAGGGGAAGCUCAGCGUUCUGAGCUGUCAUGGGAAUAGGCCAGUCAAGCACACAGAAAACGCCGAACGUGCGCUUAUAACAUCCGCAAAGGAAAUGUCGGUCAAGAUGUCGGGAAAGAAACAACCAGAUCAGAACGGCCCGCACGGCCUAGCUGCCCGACCGCCGCUCCCAACCGACCAGAUGAAUCACCUUCCAGCUACAGUAACGAGCUCGGUGCCAUCCACGCCUCACCAACAUGCUAGGAAAUUCUCCUUCGAGUCCCGUGAUCCAUCCCCUGGCGCCACACAAAACCAUUCGCCCCGUUCUGCGUAUUCGGAGACGAAUGGUAACGUUCCAUCACUUCGGCCGCUGCCUCCCAGGCUAGGGGGCUGUCGCUUCGAGACCGCCAUUCCAUUCUCUAGACGACGAAUGCCAUACAGUAUCGGAGCGGAUAGACUGGACCCCGUUGAUCCCGACAAGAUUAAGAGCAGGUUAUCAGAGGACCAUGAGGCGAAGCUCACAACGACCCUGCGCGAGCUUUAUGACAGCCUAAUACCGACUCCAGAGGUGGAGCUUGAUAUCUGCAUCACAACUCCAUGGAAAGAAUUGGAGAGCGUCUGCAUGAUUGCUGAGUUGCUUCAUAAACCAUUUGGUGGCACGCUCAGCUCGUAUACAUGGAUAUGCUUGACUAUUGCAUUUCUACAACUACGAGACCCUCCAGUUCUCCCAGCGCUUCACCAAAAAGACAACCUGAAGCUUCUCAGGCCAGAUGGGACAAAGAGUGAUUUUGCUGAUGACAUCGACAAGUUGCGUGGGUUUGGGGACAAGAACGAGGAUAGCCUGGCGGUUCUUCUCUUCAAAUUCUUCCGAUUUUACGCACACGAGUUCGACUACGACAAGUACGCAUUGUCAAUACGAACCGGCAAGCUACUGAGUAAGGUUGAGAAACGCUGGCAUAUUGGGGUUAACAACAUGCUCUGCGUGGAGGAGCCGUUCAACACCAUGCGCAAUCUUGGAAACACAGCCGACGACACGUCUUUCCGGGGUCUCCAUAUGGAGCUACGUCGGGCAUUUGAACUGAUUGCCGACGGCAAAUUCGAGGAAUGCUGUGAGCAAUAUGUCUUCCCGAAGGAGGAGGAAAGGACAAUCUUCCAGAAGCCAGCGAGUACAUCAAGACCAAUCUUGGUUAGAAGCUCUUCGCAGACGCACUCGAGUCGUAACCCUCGGAACGGCGGCUUUCGAAACGCUCGACAGUUCAAUCGGAACGGGAACGGGAACUCCGGUCGCCGGGGCUCAUCGAGCGUAGCACACGAUCCUAAUUCAACUUAUGUGCAGGCUGGAGUUCCAGGGCCGAUGGGUGCUCCAGAGUUUCUGCAAUGGUAUCACCAACAUGGGAUACCUGCGGAGGUUUACGCAUCCCAGCUCAACGCAUUGGCUCAACAGCAACAGCAGCACCAGCAGCAACAAGAUAAUAUCCGGUAUCAGUUGUUUGCACAAUCACAACAGAUCAAUCAACAGCAGUUGCUCGCCCAUGCUAAUAGGACGAGAACAGGCGGCUCGCAGAAUACCGAUAGGUCUCGGACGAACUCUUUUGACAAUCUUCCAACAAGUCCUCCAGUGCGGCCUGAACAACUACUCUACGGGUACGCAUUCCCGUUGCAGAAUCAUCCCUAUUACCACCCCGCACUACAGACAUAUCCGUCUUCCCCUGUGACGGCAGCUGCAACAGCUGGUGGAGGGUCCGAGUAUAGGCGAAGCCUUCAUCGUAAUUCUGCGGCUAAUGAGUCUGGUGCUUCUUCUGGUAGCGGUACGCUCAGGUCGCAAUCCCAGCCAGCAGCAAGGACCCCUACGGCCUCUAGUCAGAACAUGACGGGUUAUCUCGGGACGAGUCAGCCUUCAGUUGGAAUUCCCAUCCCAUUCCCGCGAAUGGCAAUGCCCCAUUACAUGCCAGACGAAGCGAUAGAUUCGGAUAUCGAUCUUGCGUCAGCCAACAGUGUGACCGAUUCUCCGCCUGAGGAUGAUGGUUCGCGAUACAACCACUAUUUCAUGCAUGGAGGCUCUAGCCCCGUCACGAACGGUACUCACGGCAUCAUACCCUCCCUCGGUGAACUGACGCUCGGCAAUGAGACUCGCCACCGACUAUCGAGUGACCAGCUGCCUCAGUCGGUCCUUGAUAGAAGAAUGAAGCGCACCUCGCGGUCUCCCUCGCCUUUAGGCCACAGCAGGACUCCAUCGGCUGGGAAUGGUUUUGCGCCGUCAGCGCCUGUUUCGCAAACCAAUGGCAAGCUCGCUCCCAGUCGUGGGCCCCUCAUUGUCAACGGCUCGAUGGGCAAAACCAAACCUGCUGCCAGUGUCUCUCGCCAACCACCACCAGUCGCAGAGCCUGCGGUACCGGAAGAUGCGCCUUAUGAGAAUCCUCUCUAUAUCCACCAAGGAUUCUACAAUGGCGGGUGGGCCGACCCGGCCAACUUUCACUUACCCACUGCUACUGGACACAACCCAGCUCAGUUCCCGGACCGGCCGGUAAUUGUAAAUAGUACUACAGCUACCCGGUCUCCAUCCAAGAACAUGGGGGACGCAUCAUUCCAACAGCGCAUCGCAAUGGCCAACAGUUUCCAUCCUGGCAUUCCAUACGCGCCUAUGGCUAACGAUACCACUGCGUCGCCUGGAUUGUCUCCUCCGAAUGGUGAUCGUAUGAGACCCAUAGCUCGCCAACAGCAGAACGGGAUAGCGCCACUUGAGCUUGCUGCUGGUAGCUUUGGCGUCGCUCAAGAUUUGCAGCAUCUCUCACCGGUAUAUGAGGCGCGAACGCCAUCGCCCACCCUCACGCGAAAAUAUGAAUCCUCACUGCCUGUUUCCACGCCAGCCCAUGAGCCUGCACACGGCCAGACUCGCUCAGAACGUUCCGAUAACUGGAGAUCAGGACACAAGACAUCUCCGGUGAAAUCUCCACCAGCAGGUCCUGCAGCAAAACCUGACUCUGUGACCCGCUCACCAGUUCUAGAUCAGCGAAGUAAUGGAACUUCCAGGGGCAAUGGACACAUGCGGAACGGGAACAAGGGUCAGAAUGAGGGGCUCAGUGACUGGCAAAAGUCUAAGCCUCGGAAGAAGGGCAUGGCUGAUUUGAAACAUGUGGCGAACACUUUUGCCCAAAGCGAACAGUUACCCAAAAAUGACGGGGAGCGAAGAGGCGGUUGA